Molecule: messenger RNA, 5943 nt
Organism: Besnoitia besnoiti
Lineage: Eukaryota; Apicomplexa; Conoidasida; Eucoccidiorida; Sarcocystidae
Exons: 7
Coding region: 1-5943 (1980 amino acids)
Source: RefSeq, a predicted model, not a curated record
AUGUCGUCAUUUGGGCCGUCCCCUCGCGUCUCUCCCCUUUCGAGUGGAGCCCAGGAAACUGAGAAAGAGAACUUCCCUGCCGCCACGCAAGUCCGCCCUGCUGGGGCUACGCGCGAGCCAACUCCGGUAUUCACGCAGGCCGACAGAAAGCUCUCCGCCAUGAGCGCAGCCCAGGAGGGUGACGAACUCUGCGUCUCGAUAUAUGUGGACCGUGAAGAGGAAGCACAGGCCGCCUCGCAGGCCCUAAACGGCAGACAGCAGCGCGCGCCGCGAGCGCGUGCGGGGCCUCGUGGGCUCAAACCCAGGUGCCUCCCGAAGAUGCCGUGCUACCCAUCCAGCGUGAAGGCAGGCGUCACCAGCUCUUCGCCCGCCAGCAGGGGAGGGGAGAACGGCAGAGAGUCGCAGGGAGUAACCGCGUCGCUUCCCCUGAGUGCACCAAACCCCGCACCCCCCCGUGGCGUGCUGACGCCUGCCGCCUUCCUCAACGGCGCGAGGGCCCAGAAAGAGACCGACUCGCCGUCGUCGCAGUCGUUCGAGCCUCGGCUGCGAGAUUCUCUCUCGCCGAGCGAUGGAGGGGCCGGCGGAAAAGAGAAUAUUUCGGCAAAGGCAGCAGACGCCUCGGCGUCGGCGCACGGGCGUGCGCCACACGCAGUUACGGCCGCAGGAGGAGGUGGAGGUGGGGUGGAGGCCCCCGCGGCAGGUCAGGAAGUUCAAGGCGUUCUGCAGGCACUGAGGACGCAGGAAGAAGGGCGGCUCGCGCCCCCGCAGCCCAACACUCCCGCCGUGAGCAGUCUUCCGACAGAGGGAAAAAGCGGCGGACCCUCGCCAGCCGACAGUGCGUCUGUCCGCGAGCAUGUCGCCGCUGUGCUUCCACUCCACCUCGGCAGAGAGAAGCAGCUGACUUCUCCUUUUGCCGGCGACGCCAAGGCGCUCUCAGACGCCGCCAGCGCGCGGCCGCCGCCAGAGAUGCCGCCCCCUUCAGCUGCUGACCCUGCGACUGGAACAGUUGGAGGAGAAAACUUUCUUCUCCACGCCGCAUCUGAGGAUCCGAGGCCUCCAGAGCCGAGCGCGGAAGUCGCCCCAGGGGCUAGGGAGGCUGCAACAGCCAGGGAAACGCCGUCGAGCGCAGGAGGCACGAACCACGAACAAGCGGAACCGACAGGAACGCAGGCGCCGCGGCAGCGAGGAGCCUUCCCCGUCGAAGAGGAAGAGGAGGACGACGACGUUCCUGAUCUGUUCAUGCGCGCCACGUCAACGGUCGCGCGCAGACGCCAGGGAUGGCCUUCUCACCUCUCGCUCCAAGAGAAGCUGCGUCACCUGCUGGCGGCGGCUGCUGCAGGCGGCAGUUUCCGUCGCGUUCUAGCAGGCUCGUUUGUAUCCAGUGCCUUGCCGUCUUCAACAGCCGCAGCGCCUGCCUCACCCUCCUCCCCUUCUGCCUCUCCUUCCGCUGCUCCGCCCCCCUGCGACGGCGCCGCGGUCGCUCACGCGCCGAAGCCCGCGAAGGCGAAGCGCCGAAGAAGCGCCGCGCCCAAACCGCGCGCGCCGCAGUUUGCCGAGGUGGCGGACUUUUCAAAUUCUGCGGCGGAGGCGGCGCGCCCCUCGGGCGCUGAGGGCGAGGCCUUCGAAGCGAGGAAGCGAAGGAGAGAAGACAGCGAAGGGCCUGGAGGCCGCCCCCUGCGCCACCCAGAGCCGAACAUGGACAUCCCGCGCUCAGAUUUUUCUGCAGAGGCCUCGAACGCCCUGCCUAUCGUGGAGGGCGGGGAGGAGGAGGCGGACGGCGGAGGCGCGAGGGGAGACGACGACGAGAGCGGAGAUGGAGUCGAGGACGAACCGCGCGACGUAGGGAACGACAUUUGCCAACCGACCGCGUGCGAGCCUCGCCGCCGCGCUGGCGGGGAGGUGGAGGAGCGCGAAGAGGGCGACGAGGAUAAGUGUUUUUCUCUCGAGGACUGCUUUGACGAAUACACCAGCGUGUCGCUCGCCGCCGUGAGACGCGACGCCGACCGCAUCGCAAAGUACCAGGAGGCCCUAAGCGUCGUUCCCCUCGGCCGCCGCGCGUGUUCGCCGCGGUUGAGCAGCCUCGCGGAUCUUCGGCGAUGCAGGCAGAGUGGACCUUUGUCUUGCCGCUCGCAGAGCUCAGUUCGCCGGUUGCAGGGGUCAGCUGUCGCGUCCUCUCUUUCGCCGGUGCCUCCGCCGCUUCAUCAGCUGUGUGACUCUUCCUCGCAUUCUCCCCCGCACCCGUUUUUCGGAGGGCGAUGCUCAUCUCUUGCGCCGCGGCGCUCUCCCCCGCCUCCUCCCUCUUCGCUGCUCGCUCGUUCGGCUUGUGCUUUUUCUCCCUCGUCGUUUUCUUCCUCUGCUGCUUCGUCACUGGGCUCGGCGUGCUGGGGUGAAGCGGAGGCCGGUGUGGAGGCGCUGCGCGCGAGGCUCCAGCGGCGCCUGGAGAGCUUGCGGAGGAAAAAGACCUUUCUCUCUCACGCUGUCGUCUUCUCGGAGGACACGGUGCUGCGGCUGCCGCUGACUCUGACCUCGCUCGGCGUGCAAAACAUCCACCUGGUCGCGGUCGACGCAGACGCCGCCGAGCAUGCGAAGCGCCUGGCGGCGACCUUCUCCGUCGACUCGCACAUUGAGGUUUUUUCCGGGUUAGAGGCUCUCUACACGCACUGGACUGACCUCCGGGCGAAGUGUUUCGCCUUUUACUUGGGCGAGGAGGAUCGCGAAGAAGCCGCCGUUUGCUCAGUCCUGCCCGCGUCCCCCUCCGCGGGGGGUCCGCCGCCUUCUGCUUUCGAGGCGUCGUCGCCUUCGGCCCGCGUGCCCUCUGCGCAGACGUCUCCCCGCUCCCCGUCUUCGGCGUCGUCUUCUGGAGGGUCGUCUGAGGAGGUGGAGGCGCGAGCCUGGAGGGCGUGGGCGAUGCGGCGCCUCGUCGAGGAGUUCUGGGUGUACGUGCACCUCCACAGAUACCGAGUCGCCGUCAUCGACGACGGCAGCCACCUCGCGCACAUUGCGUCUGCGAAGGGCGUGGAGUUGCUUAGCUCGUUCGUCAGGCGGAACUCUUGUCCGUCUUGCACCUGCAUUCUGCCUCGUCGCGUUCGGACGUGGGUGACGCUGUCCUGUUUCCCUCCUCCGCAUCUGCUGCUCUCCGCGGCCGCGACGCCGUCUGCGUCGCUCUCCUUGCCCGGGAAGCUCUUCCCUCCUCCGCUGUCUCCGCCCUCGGCUGCUUCUUCGUCCUCUUCGUCUCUCGUCGCGCGAGACGCGCCCACACGGAAGGAGAAAGCCGGGCGGCGCGGCCGCUCCUCUCCGGAGCCGCAGGCCCUGGUGGAGGAGAGGCAGCUGCAGCCUGCGGACGUCUCGGUGCCGUCUGGGGGGGCGGCGGCGAGCGCGUUUGUGAGCUCGGCCGCUCACCAGGCCUCUUCGCUCUCGUGCUCGCCGGCACAGAGACUCCUCUUUUCGCCGCUGCUCACGGCGGAGGCGCUUUCGCUCUCCAACACCUGGGGUCUCGCGGAAAAUCUUUGCCUGCGGCAUGCCGCGCGGCGCCGCGCCGAGACUCCAGGCGCGACUGCCAACAAGGAAGUGGGUUUGGCAGAGAAGGGGCACGUCGCCUCCCCUGGGGAAGACUGCGCCGUCACCAAGUCGAGUCCGAGUUCGACUCGCCACGCACACGCGGCCCUGGAGGGCGUCAGGGAGGCGCAAAACUGGGCGGAAGGAGGCGAGCUGCAGCUAUCGGGGGCGCAGAGGCAUGGGGAAAGGGAGGCGAACGCGCAUCCCAAUGCGCAAGGCGGAGGCGCGGCGGAAGACGCCUCCCCGAGCACAGAAGGCGACGACGCGGAGAGAGAGCGAGUCGCCGCAGCGAGGACCGAGGAACACGCACUGGACGCAAGCGAAGACCUCGUUUUCCACGUGGAGGAAAACAAUCAGCUCGCGGGCUUGCUCAUAACGACGCAAGUCGUUUUGGAUCAGGGCGUUUCGUUCGGGUCGUUCCGCAACACUGGGCCCAGCAGCGCGUUGGAGGCGCUGUCGCCGGCGUUGCUGCUGCUGCAGGAGGAGAUUCCUCUCCACGAAGGAGACAUCGUGUCGCUCCGCGUGCGGCGCACUCUCGGGUCGGUCGCGCCCAGCGAAGGGGACAAGGAGGAGGGCCUCGGAAAGAGAGCAAGUGACGCGCGCCUCGGAGUCACAGAGGAGCCGCAGGCGGCAACUCCGUCGGCCCGCGACGAUGGAGAGAUCUCGCCUCAGGACCUUCAAGUCGCCGAGCGCAGCGGCGGCGAAAGGCGCCUAGAGGAAUCGGGAGCCGCGGGGGCCAGCGGCGCGGCGAAGAACGCGAUCCUUGAGCGGCUCACGGCCUCUUCUCUUCAGAGUGCUCCAUCCAGCGCGUCUGCGACGCCCCCCCCCCUCGCGUCCUCUUUGUGUACCUCUUCGCCCCACGCCUCGUUUUUUGAGCGCUUCUCGCGCGCGCUGCCCGCACUGCCUGCUGUCCCCGCGCCUCCAGCCUCGUUCGCCUCGCUACGGUUGACUUACGAAGUGUCGGGCUCGAUUCGCCGCGCGGUUCCGGCCGAGCUCGCGGCCGCGAGUCCUCGCUCGUUCUCUUCUCUCGGCGGGGGCCGCGUCGCCGGCGCGUCUGCCGCAGCUUCCACGCGGUCGCUUGGCGCCCGCGACGCGCACCCUCUCGCGCAAGCGCCCGCCGCGCCUGCAAAGAGUUCCUCCGCUGCGGCGGCGGUCGCUAAAGGCGCUGGGAGGCCUGCCGCCUCUGAAGACGCUUUCGGCGUCAGCGUGAGUCUGCGGCACCUGCACAUCAAGUGCUCGGCGUCGGAGGCCGCGAUGUCCGCGUGUAGCGCGAACGGAGGUGUCUCCGCGGUCGUCGCAGUCGCGGCGGAUGGCCUGGCGAUAGCGGCCGCGGCUGGGGCCUCCGGGCGCGCCCGGCGACACUCGUCCCGCCGGCGAGAACUCGAAAAGGCCCUCUGGCCUUCGCUCGGGGGCGCGUCCUCGAGUCUGCCUUCGCCGGGCUCGCCUCCCUCAGGGCCUUCUGUCCCCUCGGGCGCGGCGGCGUCGCCGGCUCACGCCUCCAGGGCCAGGCGCCGUCGCGACCGCGCGGGCGCGGGGAAGACUGGCGGCGGCCUGGACGGAGAGGCGCGAAAGCGAGCCGCGAGCGAAAGACGCGCCGCCGAAGAGAUCGCGGCGCCGCCGCGCAGAAGCAGAAAAAUGCACGCCGCCGCCUGCGAGACGCAGGAAGAAAACGCAGCGUGGCGCAGACGCAAGGAGACGGGCCCGAAAGAAGAGACGGCGACAGCGAGGAUCCGGUCUUCUUCGGAGAAGAGCGGCAUCCAGACGCAGAGAGCGUCUUCGCGGGCACGCAGCAGAGGCGUCAACGCGCAGAGGAACGGCGAAAGCGAGGACGCGCCCUCGAGCUCCGCGGGCUCAGCGAGCUCGGGGAGGCUUUCUCAGGCGUCUCGCGAGAGGCAUGCCUCUGGAGCGUCGUUUCGCCACGCAGCUUGCGACGACGAUGCGCCUCUUUCGAUGUCGCAGUCUGUCUCUCUGCUCGCUGCGGCGACCUGGGCGCGGCCUACUCUCCCUCCCCGGUCGCGGGUCCCCGUGUCUGCAUUUUCCGCUCGCGCCAGCCGCCGGCCCGACGCGGGCGCCGUGCCGCUCGCGCCGUCUGGCCUGGCGGAAGGCGCUCAGGCUCGCGCAAAGAGGAGGAAGGUCCGCGGGACCGUAGUUGGCGCGGAGUGGGCGCGAGCGCGCAAUGCGGCCGCGGUGGAAGAGCGCGGGAGAGCGGGGGCUUCCAGGUCCACCUUGUGCGUUGGAACACGCGCAGGCCGUGGGCGGGGAGGGGGGAGCGGGGAGGAGAGUGGUGAGCCGCCAGAAGAGACAACCGAGCGAGGCGGGACGGAGACUCCGCAGCAGCGGGUUCCUCAGCAGCUGGCGUGCGCCAUUCGCGGUGCAGAGUCUGCCUAA